Messenger RNA from Spodoptera litura, 1079 nucleotides. RefSeq names its product transmembrane reductase CYB561D2-like. Lineage: Eukaryota; Metazoa; Arthropoda; Insecta; Lepidoptera; Noctuidae. The record is from RefSeq and is a predicted model, not a curated record.
ACUAGAUAUUUCAUACUUGCUUCCAAACAAAAUACCUAAUCUUUUUAUGAAUUAGAUAUCAGAAUGGUCGAAGAUAACAGACCGACCCGUCGAAUAUUUAUUGCGAUGUCAGUAUUCAUCACUGAACAGUGUGGUGUAUAACGCGCAAGUUGGUGCUGAUUAAUUUGUUGACAAAAUGGGAACUUCGUUGUACGUAGGGUGUAUGAAUGUAAUGAACACCGUCGCACAUGUGUUGAUGGGUGGCGCCGCCUUCUUUGGAAUUGUGAUUGGAGAUGGUCUAUCCUCAAAGUUGUCUGCCCAUUGCAUUAUGAUAGUCAUUGGGUUUACAAUCCUUUGCAGUCAAGCGAUAUUGUCAGUCAACCCUUACAAGGGGUUCAAUGAAGAAUUCAAGUUCCCGAAGAAGACGAAAAUGUAUUGGAUAAUUCAAAUAAUUGGCUGUAUCGUGGUAUUCGUCGGAGCUUGUUUGGGGUUAGCUGCGGUUGGUAGUAAUACUGUUUCUGUGGGUCCAAUACAGGCCGGCGGGAAACACUUUACAACUGCUCAUGCAAUCACAGGUUUCAUAGUCAUGAUAUUUGUUGCUGUAAAACUAGUAGGUGCUAUCGCGAACUUACUAUUAGCGGACAGAUUAAAUACUUUAAUGAAGACUAUACAUGUAAUUGUAUCAAUUAUCACAAUAUCCAUGGCUUACAUAACAAUUUGCAUAAAGUAUGGCGAUUUGAAUUCAAGUUACUUCAGUUCACCAUCUUGGGCCAUAGCUUUUUCUGCAAUUACAAUAUUUUCAUUGUUGUUAAUGACUGGCGCCCGAGUUUUUAUGACUGGUAGUAUUAAGCUAUAAUAAAUAAUAAGAUUUUUCACAAUUAAUGUCAAAUAGAUAUUGUUGUGAAUUAGACAUGGAUAAAUAUGCGUAUACGGAAUUGAAAAUGAAAAGGCAUCUUGGGACGAGGCUGAUGGACUCUCCAUAUUCUCCCAUACUGCUUAUCCAUCGAACGGUUGUCUGCAAGAGAUUACUUUUUAUUGUUAAGUCCACUCAUUAAACUAUUGAUUUCUGAAUGAUUGCUCUUUGUGUUAUUAUUGUGUAU